Periconia digitata is the source of this 2044-nucleotide messenger RNA. Lineage: Eukaryota; Fungi; Ascomycota; Dothideomycetes; Pleosporales; Periconiaceae. The record is from the annotation of a GenBank genome assembly.
CACUUUCGCUCCUCAGACCUUGACGACGUCCUCAGUAGCAAUGGAUCCGGUGCAAUUGAGAGGUUCUGGGGAGGAUGACAUUCAUUUGGGGUUCUGGUCUAACAAAUCUAUGGGAAAGGUUGCAGGUGCCACAUUGACGGUCAACCGCCAGACCGGAUCAAUAUUCAUUGCGAUGCUUGCCCUCUACGUUACGGCAACUGGUCGUUCAUUCUGGCGGAUCUGUCGUUAUUUUCUUCACCUUUACCUCUCGAGGGAUACCGACGUGGACGGUAUAUACCAUCAGAGACAGUCCUCCCUCCGGAACAUCGAGCUUGCCCUGGAUACAAUGCUUGAACUUCUCUUUGCGAACCAUGCCUGGCGACACAGAGCAAAGAAAGUCAGUCUGAGAAUAUUACCAGUUGCAACAUUCGCUGCUGUUAUUUAUAUCGCUUUCGUUGCGGCAGGUAUCUUUUCUUCUAGAGCAAUCGAUCGGUCAAUUCUGGAGGGUAAUGACGUGCUGGUUUCCGGGAGAGAUUGUGGUAUCAUCAAGCCCAACACGGUAUCCUAUUCACAAGAUUACGGUUAUCGAUGGGACCCGCAGCACGUUAUGGCCAUGGCGCAAAACUCGCUCGAGUCCAUAACGUUAGCAUCAACCUGUUACCGGAGAGAAAACGCAUCGAGCCUUCGAGAAUGCCGAGCAUUCACUCAAGUAAGGCUACCUUAUAAUAUUGACAGAGCCACACGGUGCCCAUUCGACAGCAAAGUUUGUAAAAGCAACACUAGUAACUUGGAGUUUGACACCGGGAAGCUCGACAGUCUCGAUCAUCUUGGUCUGAAUGCAGGACCGCGCUUUCAGUUCCGCCAUCAAGCUGCUUGCGGCCCAUUGAAGACCGACGGUUAUUCGGAAAGAUACAAUGAUAGUGCAGGCGGUCCGGCACAGCUGAUCGGCUAUAAGUAUGCAACCAGCAAAGCCAAUUCAAGCCUUGGGUCUUAUUUGUACUCGAUACCAGAAUUUCGAUCCUCAACUGAUGUAGCUCAUGGAAACUACCUAACUACUCCAAUACAAAGUCCAUACUUUCAGAAAGACUUCGACAUCAUUCCCGAACUCGAAACCCCAUCCUCGUUACUAUCUCUCGUCUUCCUCGAGAAAUCCACGAUUGUGAAUCUGGAGGAAUCAACCGAUCCUUGGUUAGGCGCUGCUAAACAAGUUCGGGUGAGCAACAUCACUGGCUACAGCUCCGAGGAGCCUGUUGGCGUUAUGGGCUGUGUUACAACUCGUACAUUUUGUCUCCCCGAUUCAGAGGACCGAUGCAUGUUGUGGAAUGUCGCAGACGCUGAGACACAGCUGUCUAAACUCUGGCCUGAAGAAAAGGAUCGCGCGAUUCUGAGGCCUUUGUUUUCACUGCUGACCUUUGGCGACGCGGGCAGCUUGGAUUUCUUUUACACUGACCAAGGGAGCCUGAGCUUACUGGCACGCAACACACUGUCGGGGGCAUUGCAGGGGGCCAAAAUCGCAGAAGACUGGUGGCAGCACGAGCUCGAGCACGUAUUCCAAGCAAGUUUGGCUGCAACUCAAAGGGUCGUAUUGGCGUAUGCGAGAGGCGAGCCGUGGACGAGAUCAGUAGCGAGUACAGCAUAUGGAAGGAAUGAAGUUCUAUGUAAGAGCCAGAAAAUCCGCAGCCCUCAGCACUACUCCUUCAGCAUCCUCGAUAUCGUCGUCAUCUUUAUAAUCGGCGCUAUCUUCAUUGUCCUCUCCACUUUCCUGGACCGCCUCGUUGAUGUUGCACCCAAGCUUAUUCCUCAUUUGCGACGGAGCCGGAAAUUUAUGUACGCACGUGCAGAAUGGCAGACGGGAUCAACGCUACAGAUUCAGCGCAUGGCGCACGAAAGUCUGGGCUUGGGCACUUGGUCGCGGACAACCGAGAGCGUGCCUGUUACCGAAUUUGGAGACCAGAUUGGUGUGUUGGAUAUCAGCGAUGAGAAGCAUCCGAGGUUGAUGAGAAAAUGGGGGCGAGGAGAUCGUGUGGGUGUGGAGGACGAAAGGGAUCGUUUGGAGAAAGACUAG